CAAGUUGGACUCGCCCUGGCAGCUCUCCAUGGGGUGGAGCAGAUGGGUGGAGGCAGAAAAGAAAAAAUUGGGUGGCCUGUUCGCCGAGGAGGAGGGCAGAUUGUUUGCUCUCUGGAGCAUUAUAUUCCAUCUGCAGCGAAAUAAUUCAUUUCUCUCCCUUUUACAAAACACGGUAUAACCCGCAAACAUAAUUUAUGAGAGGCAAAGCUUUGGAACUAUUCCGUGGGACUCUUUUCAAAUCGACAGGAGAAGACAGAGGUGGGUGAAGAGACUUGGGUGGUGUGAAAACUGGACACCCUUCCAGGCCAAACAUCAGAACACCCUAGAAGGCUUAACUAAAAGAAUGCUCAUGUUUGACCCAGUCCCUGUCAAGCAGGAGGCCAUGGACCCUGUCUCUGUGUCCUACCCAGCGAAUUACAUCGAGUCGAUGAAGCCCAACAAAUUUGGGGUCAUUUACUCCACCCCGUUACCUGACAAGUUCUUCCAGACCCCAGAAGGGCUCACUCACGGGAUACAGAUGGAGCCGGUGGACCUCACUGUGAACAAGCGCGGCUCGCCGCCCUCCGCUGGCAGCUCUCCCUCCUCCCUCAAGUUCCCAUCCCACCGGAGAGCCUCGCCGGUGCUGAGCAUGCCGCCCUCCAGCCCGCCCAUUAAGAAAUACUCGCCCCCUUCUCCCGGAGUGCAGCCCUUCGUACCGCUGUCCAUGCCGCCGGUGAUGGCCGCCGCGCUGUCCAGACACGGCAUCCGGAGCCCCGGCAUCCUCCCUGUCAUCCAGCCCGUGGUGGUGCAGCCGGUCCCGUUCAUGUACACCAGCCACCUCCAGCAGCCGCUCAUGGUCUCCCUGUCGGAAGAGAUGGACAGCUCCAACAGCAGCAUGCAAGUACCUGUAAUUGAAUCCUAUGAGAAGCCCAUAUUACAGAAAAAAAUUAAAAUAGAGCCUGGGAUUGAACCACAGAGGACAGACUAUUACCCUGAAGAAAUGUCACCCCCUUUAAUGAACUCAGUGUCCCCCCCACAAGCACUGUUACAAGAGAACCAUCCGUCGGUGAUAGUGCAGCCUGGGAAGAGACCUCUACCUGUGGAGUCCCCGGAUACCCAAAGGAAACGGAGGAUACACAGAUGUGACUACGAUGGAUGCAACAAAGUCUACACUAAGAGCUCGCACUUGAAAGCACACAGAAGAACUCAUACAGGAGAAAAACCCUACAAAUGCACCUGGGAAGGCUGCACAUGGAAGUUCGCUCGGUCUGAUGAACUCACAAGACAUUUCCGCAAACACACUGGAAUCAAACCUUUCCAGUGUCCGGACUGUGACCGAAGCUUCUCCCGCUCCGACCAUCUUGCCCUCCAUAGGAAACGCCACAUGCUGGUCUGAAAGCCUGCCCCACCUCAGUGUGACUCCCCCACUCUUCUGGCGCUCUGUCUGUCUCUCUCACUGUCUGUGUGUGUCUCUCUCUCUCUGUUCCUCUCUUCCUGCCCAUUAUCUAACUCAUUUUUUAUAUGUACAUUUUAAUUUCGAUUCAGCUGGUCUGAAUCUCUGAAUUUCUAUCAUUCAAGACUUCCGUAUGGUCAGUAGUCGAUUCUCUAACCCUCCCUUUCCUUACCACGGGUCAGACCUAAAGAAUGUGAACAUUUUUUUUUUCCGGGGAUGCUAAGCAAACCCUCCUUACAGAUAGAUACGUUUAAUGUCAUGAGAACAAGGGAACAUGUAAACUAACGACCAACUUGUCAGUUUCUCCAUGUAUUCCUCAAAAGAAUGUCAAAGUAAAUGUAUCAGAAAUACAGUAUCCAGCCCGCUAGUCCUUGCCAGAGACCUUCAUACCUCCGCCACAUUUUGUGUUUGACAACCAAGGGGAUGUGGUUCCUUUCACCAGUUAGCAAGAUCCACAGAGAAGUCAAGCUGGUCCUGUCGCCUCUGCCGUGGCCCUUCCCACUUGCUUGUUGGCCUGGAUCACCAACUCCGUGACAUCAAGUCCUUUGUCCUCCGUGGUGCCUGAAGCUCAUGUGGAGGCCUUUGACACCCCAGGAGCUGAGCCCGAGUUCUGUCUGGGUGUGGGGAAGAAACAGAAGCUACCGAGAGUGGAGGAGGAAGUCGGCAUUCCUGGAUAGGACUGUCUGGGCCAUUAACAUUAGCUGUGCGGUGCUUUUGUUGAAUGUCAUCCCCAGGCGUAACUCACCUAAGCAGACCCUUGCUGCAAAGCUGGAUACCCAUAGGGUUACUGGUGCCACCACCUCCGUUCCUGCAGGAUCCUUCGCUGUGGGUCACAAAGCAUGGAGAGUAAGGAAUCCACAGAAAUAUUUGCCCCGGUCAUGUACAAACAAAAACUUUUGAGACAGAGUAUAAAAUGGUCUCUCCUACCCGCCCAACCUGCUAA
Peromyscus eremicus (cactus mouse) is the source of this 2375-nucleotide messenger RNA. It is a transcript of the gene Klf3, whose product is annotated as KLF transcription factor 3. Lineage: Eukaryota; Metazoa; Chordata; Mammalia; Rodentia; Cricetidae. The record is from RefSeq and is a predicted model, not a curated record. Gene Ontology annotation, biological process: regulation of transcription by RNA polymerase II. The transcript has 6 exons. Gene Ontology annotation, molecular function: DNA-binding transcription factor activity, RNA polymerase II-specific; RNA polymerase II cis-regulatory region sequence-specific DNA binding. The coding region runs from base 344 to 1375 and encodes 343 amino acids.